Messenger RNA from Aspergillus steynii IBT 23096, 990 nucleotides. RefSeq lists its product as uncharacterized. NCBI's taxonomy places the organism in Eukaryota, Fungi, Ascomycota, Eurotiomycetes, Eurotiales, Aspergillaceae. Bases 1 to 990 code for a protein of 329 amino acids. The transcript is spliced from 3 exons. The record is from RefSeq and is a predicted model, not a curated record.
AUGACGUCUGCCUUCCCGGGACCCAAAGGGGCCUCCGUCUGGCUACCAGACCCUCUUGAGAAGAACUUGAAGGCCGCAGGCUACGAGAGCCUUACACUGUCAGAAGACUUUAUAGUCCAGAACGUCGUCCAGGGUAAAGACGUGGAGCUGGUGAAGGGCAUGAAGGAUGGUCGUUCUCCGGGGGCUCUGAUUGCUGUGAUCAAGACGCUUCUUGUGACCCCCGCCCGUGCCCAUCCCAGGACUCUUUUCAUCACUUCUUCCCAUGAGUCUGCUAAGGCAGUUGGUGAAAUGGCAGAAUCUCUCUUGAAAGAUGCUGGGAUAGUGCAGAUCGUCCGCUCUGUCCUAGAGGGCCCAGCCCGUUCAGGCCCAGCCCGUUCAGACCCAGCCCUCGUGAUUGCUACGGCAGGUAAAACGCUUGAGGCCUUCCAUCGUGGUCUCAUAGUCGCCGAAGAUCCGAGGAUCGUCGUGAUUAACGACCCGGAAAAUCUACUGGGUGCUCGUUCUCAAGCUGUCAGCGCAAUCCUCAAGAAGUCGCCAGAGAGACACACUCUGGUCUGCGUCACGACAGGAUGGGAUGCGCGCACCCUCCUCGAUGUCUUGCAGGCUGCCGGGAUUGAUGCCCUCAUAUUCAACAACACAGUUCCUAGCGACGCACGCGAGGAUGCAUUGAGAAGCUACAGCAGCACUGACAACCCUGUGCGGGUUCUGCUUAUCUGUAAUAUCUCGAGCAGUGGUAUUCUCCUGCGGAACACCAGUCAAAUCAUCUACCAUAGUAUCUACCAUGACUGGGAUAUUAUGCAUAGCCUAAUCGUGCAAGCUCAUGAGAGGUUCACGGUAUAUAUCAUCCUUGAAAGAUCAGAGUCGCCAGCUGCGCAAGACAUUAUUGCACAGUUUCUAAAUACCUUUGAUCCCUCCAAUCUGAGACCAAACCCUGAUGAGCCCAUGAUCGAGUCUGAGGAUAUCGACCUAUCAGGAUUCCCGGCUGCCUAG